AUGAAGAGUCACAUCUUCUUUGCAGUUUCAUUAAAAGGCAUAGCUGCCUCCCCGGGGCAGGAUCUUGCACCGAGGGAAGCAGAGACGUACUGUAUGACCUAUCUCCCUACUGACCUCGUUGCGAUUCCAAACAAGGAUGGACGCUCCAGUUCAAUCGAUGGAGAUGACGAAGCACCGGAUGGAGGAGACAGUGAGACCGCCAGGCUUCCUUUGGCUCCGUCACUUCGUCCAACUUUUGGAGAGAAUACUUCCAUUGCAACUACAAGUACAAGCCAAGGAGCCCCGCCGUCAGGCGCGGUUACCAAGGGCUUUGCUUCGACUGGAACAUCGCUUAGCUUCCAAAACGAUGACUUGCUGAAUGGAGAGGCAGGCUUUUGUCAGACAUCUAAUGGAGAUGUUUAUAUCACGUUUACUUCUGCUCCGCCUGGCUGUACACCAGUCACCCUUGGUGUUUAUGGCGUUUCUCGAUGUCAGAAUGACAAACUCGUUGGCGUGGAUUAUGCUAGCUCUAUUUCCCCUACGACUAUAACUGAAGAGAGUACUAUCGUGUCGGAAGAAGCUAUCACCUUGUCUUCUGAAGCUGUCGAGCCACACACCUCCAGCUUUGGAGUGACAACGCUCCAGCCCCACCUGGCAUCAUCCUACGAAACGCCGUCGAGCAUUAAAGACGUGGCCUCCACUACGUCGUCCGAGUUUGAAGAUCCAGCCAGGGACACCCCUGUCUUAUCAACAUCCGAUUCAUCGUCAUCCGAGCUUGCCGAAUCUACCUCCGUCUUGGAUAGCACUUCAACCACUUGA
Molecule: messenger RNA, 798 nt
Organism: Fusarium mangiferae
Lineage: Eukaryota; Fungi; Ascomycota; Sordariomycetes; Hypocreales; Nectriaceae
Exons: 3
Coding region: 1-798 (265 amino acids)
Source: RefSeq, a predicted model, not a curated record